AUGGGCGGCCCCUGGAACAGCAGCGACGGCGCGGACGGAGUGCUGCUGCCCUGCGACGAGCACCUCUGCUCGCCCUUCCCCCUGGGGACGCUGGUGCCGGUGACCGCCGUGUGCCUGGGUCUCUUCGCCGUCGGGGUGAGCGGCAACGUGGUGACGGUGCUGCUGAUCGGGCGCAACCCGGACAUGCGGACCACCACCAACCUGUACCUGGGCAGCAUGGCUGUGUCCGAUCUGCUCAUCCUGCUCGGGCUCCCGUUCGACCUGUACCGCCUCUGGCGCUCGCGGCCCUGGGUGUUCGGGCAGCUGCUUUGCCGCCUCUCGCUCUACGUGGGCGAGGGCUGCACCUACGCCACGCUGCUGCACAUGACGGCGCUUAGCGUCGAGCGCUACCUCGCCAUCUGCCGCCCGCUCCGCGCCCGCGUCCUCGUCACCCGGCGCCGCGUCCGCGCGCUCAUCGCGGCGCUCUGGGCCGUGGCGCUGCUCUCCGCGGGGCCCUUCUUCUUUCUGGUGGGCGUCGAGCAGGACCCAGGCGUCCGCGUGGUCCGGGACCCUAACGGAAGCGCGCCGCUCACCCCGUCGCCCCUCGGGGCCUCGCGGGCCCCACCGCCGUCCCCGCCGUCGGGGCAUGAGGCCGCCGCCGCCGCGGCGCUAUUCAGCCGCGAGUGCCGGCCCAGCCCAUCUCAGCUGGGCGCACUGCGCGUCAUGCUGUGGGUCACCACCGCCUACUUCUUCCUGCCCUUUCUGUGCCUCAGCGUCCUCUACGGGCUCAUCGGGCGGGAGCUGUGGAGGAGUCGGGGGCCGCUGCGAGGCCGGGCCGCCUCCGGGCGCGAGAGGGACCACCGGCAGACGGUCCGCGUCCUGCUGGUGGUGGUUCUGGCAUUUGUAGUUUGCUGGUUGCCUUUCCACGUCGGCAGAAUCAUUUACAUAAAUACAGAAGAUUCUUGGAUGAUGAACUUCUCUCAGUACUUUAACAUUGUUGCUUUGCAACUUUUCUAUCUGAGUGCCUCCAUCAACCCGAUCCUCUACAACCUCAUUUCAAAGAAGUACAGAGCAGCGGCCCGGAACCUGCUGCUGGCCAGACAGUCUAGACAGUCCAGACAGAGAAGUGUGUGCAGAAGCGGAGACACGGAGGGGGACACAGGAGGAGACACCACUGGCUACACAGAGACAAGCGCCAAUGUGCAGACAUCGUCCACUGGCAUGGCCAAACAAGUCGCUUCCUCUCACAAGGCUGGGACUUCAGGGAAAACAGGUCUGUAGGGAAAGGACUGGAAGUGGGGAACUGAUGCCAUUAGGAAGAGCUGGGAAGAGUGGUAAGGAUUUUGCAACUUGAUCAGCAACUUCAUCAGCAUGAUUUUUUUUAUUAUUAUUAAACCAAUGCAGGUAAUUUAACCACCUUCUGUGGAUGUACCCCUCGAAGAUGCUGAUUUCAGCCUUGGGAAAUGCCACAUCACAAACUGUGCUCUGGGGAGGUUUUUUAAGCCUUCGUUCUCCUAAGACUUGGGAAACAUGAUUCCUCUUUUUCUGGUUAAUAAGUCGUACAGAGAGAUGCUGCUGUGAAAAUUUUCACUUCUGAGAUCAGGGGUGUGUUUGUAUUUUCAUGUUCUGGAUAUACAUGUACGGGUGCAUAUACAAGGAGCCCAGGAUAAUUAGAGCUUUUAUUCCAGAAAUUACUUAAGGCAAAAUUUUUUAGAAGCCAGUGAAAGGAAUUCUGGGUAGAGGCCAGCUUCCAGGGUUCCCACCUCACUCCUGGCUGAGAACAAAUCAUAGAGUGAGGGACAGUACCAUCUUUCAGAACUUCAGUGCAUAAGCGUGUUGCAGCCCAUUUGUCCCUGAGUCUGCCCCCCAGGAUCUCCCAGUGCCACGGCUGUGUGGUGGUGGACCCCAGCAUGGAAGCCUGAGGGCAGGGAGCAGCAGCAGGACUUGGCUUCCCUACAAAGUGACUACUCAUGACAUUUAUAAAGAUGGUUAUUAUCCCUUAUUUUCCUCAACUCAGUGGGAUACCUGUUGUCAUCAUUCCUGGUUUACAGGUGAUGGAAUCGAGUCUUAGAUGUCCUAGACAGCGACUGGUGGGCCUGAAGCUGAACACCCGCCAGUCUUUAAGAUUUUCAGCCUCCUCCCAUCCAGAGACGUGGUACUCACAGCAUCUGUGCAAAGAUGCAGGAAUCAGUGGAUGAAAGGAGUCGGGGUGAAAGAGAAUGUGUCGGACAUUCCAACCAACAGCUCUGUUACUGUUUUGUGUUUUACAGUUUAUUAUU
Messenger RNA from Neogale vison (American mink), 2258 nucleotides. It is a transcript of the gene MLNR, whose product is annotated as motilin receptor. Gene Ontology annotation, molecular function: G protein-coupled peptide receptor activity. The coding region runs from base 1 to 1260 and encodes 419 amino acids. The transcript has 2 exons. Gene Ontology annotation, cellular component: plasma membrane. The record is from RefSeq and is a predicted model, not a curated record. Gene Ontology annotation, biological process: G protein-coupled receptor signaling pathway. Lineage: Eukaryota; Metazoa; Chordata; Mammalia; Carnivora; Mustelidae.